Messenger RNA from Seriola dumerili (greater amberjack), 3523 nucleotides. RefSeq names its product protein Niban-like. The record is from RefSeq and is a predicted model, not a curated record. Bases 252 to 3245 code for a protein of 997 amino acids. The transcript is spliced from 14 exons. Lineage: Eukaryota; Metazoa; Chordata; Actinopteri; Carangiformes; Carangidae.
ACUGUCAGACUGGAGACCUACCAGCAGAUGGUGAGGUUGUGCCGCUCCUGGCUGUGACUAAACCUCACCUACGUCCCACCCGCCCAUCUCACCACAGAGGAAAUGAGCUGAGCAAAAAGAAAAAAAAAACCCUCUUGACACAUGAGAGCAACUUCAUUUAGUUGUCAUGUAGGUUUCCUGCGAACACAAAUUCAAACAACUACAUUAAGCUUUUUCUACAGACAUCUGAGGAGAAGGGAAACAGAGACAGUAUGGGAGCAUCUUCUUCUGGCUUGUUGGAUGAGGCCAAAAUCAGCCACAUUAAAGGACUCGUUGACGGUACGUUCCAGAGCUUCAGUGAGUUCUACCGUCAGCAGUACUCCACAGCCUACUUCGGACACAUACACCAGGAGGUGGAGCCUAAGAAAGAGGGGAGGGGCCUGUUGCUCACACGCAGGCCUCAGUGCGCUCCAGAGGAGGUGCUGUACCAAGGCAACGUGAAGUUCUCCUGCUGGGAGGAGCAGGGAAAGAAAUGCAGAGAGAAAUACGUUGUCGUGAGGAGAGACUACACAGUGGAGAUACAUGACAACAUGGAGACUUUCAACCGUGGAUCUGUCGCCAAGUUGGUCCUCCAGCCAGCGGGGGGCAGCGUGCUGACCACAGAGGAAGAGUCCCGAGCUCACCUGGAGCAAACUUGUGCUGGAAUACUCAACGGCGCGAAGGAGGAUUCUUCUUCGGUGGUGUCAUCUCCAGACGAGUUUGCUGUGUAUUUGCACCUGCCAUACACAGGCCACACCUGCUUCCUGUUCCAACAGGAAGAGGAGCGUGGUCACUUCCUGUCUGCCCUCAAGACCUGCAUUAGACACCGCAACCUUGACCCCUGGUGUGAGUCUUCCUACGAGAGCCAGGCGUACAUCCGAGCGCUGCUCCUCUACCGGCAGGACAAAGGAUGCUAUGAAUCCUGGGAAAUGCUGCUGGGCACUGAGGAACAGGUGCUGGCCUCCCAGGUGAUGGAGGAAGUGUUGCCAUGGUUACAGAGUCAGCUUCAGUCCAAACUGAAGGGCAAGAAGGCUGAAAGGAUACGACAGUGGUUCGCAACGGUUCAGGCAACCCACACGUUGGUGCUGGAGCAGCUAACCGCGGGUCUGGAGGCUCUGAGGGGGGCGUGUCGUCAGACGGCAUCAGCCAAUCAGGCGCUCAUCAGAUCCAACCUGGACCAGAUCCUGUCGUCUCAUUGUUUCCUGGAGCAGAAAGUCAGAGUGUGUAUAUGUGAAGCAGCAGAGAAAGUGUACAGUGACUCUGUAGCACCCUACCUGUCCUCCAUCCUGGAAGUGCUGACAGAAAACAUAAGCGUGGGGAUUCAGGGGAUGCAGCACACACUCCACACACAGAUGGACUCAGCCUUCAAAUCCACAAACGGAGGAUCAGAGGAGACAAAGAAGGCCUUGCUCGCUCUGCGCUCCAUCAGUCUGGAUCAGUGCUACAAGCAGGUGAAGAACCUGACGGAGUUACUCAAAGACUUGAAACAGCGGUUCGGGCUGAGCAGCGUCCAGAGGCUGGUGCACUCGGCACAUCUGGAGAUGGAGCAGCUGUUGGACAGUGCUGUGUACACCUUCGAACUGUUCCUCCAAUCAUCAGCCAAACUGCAGCCCUCGCAGGUUCCUGUCAAGAUGGAGAGAGCUAAAGAGAGAGUACUGAAGCAGCUGGACUACGACAGCAGGGUUGUCCAGAGGAGGCUGUAUGAGGAGGCUCUGCUGGAGAUCACGCUGCCUGCUCUCACCAGGAGGAUGGACAUCAAGUGGAAAAGUGAGCUGCAGCAGUUUGAGCAGUACAUCUUCUCUGACUACAGCAGCUUCAUCCUGGUUCAUAACGUCUAUGAUGAUGUGCUGAGAAGCAUCCUCAGCAAGGAGAUAGAAACAGUGGUCCAGGAUGUUGCCAGUAAGAAGAGCAACAAUCUCUUACUGGACAUUUCGGAUCUGACCAUCAGUCAGUACAGUCUGUUGGGACAGACGCCUCCUUACUCUGCACCAGGCAGCCCAGCCGUUCAGGAUCGACACCCGUCCUCAGCGGCGCCCGGCGAGGAGGAAGAAUCUGCUCCUGUGGCGGAGGAGGGAGGUCAGACGGUCACAGCUCGGCCUCAGAGCGACCCUGAACUCAACACUGAGGUCAAAUCUGAUCCCAGUGCUGCUCACAGACCUGAGCCGAGCGCAGUGCUUCUGUCUCCUGUGAUUGUCGUCACACAACAGUUUGAUGAACCUGCAGCAGAGGAGGCUUCUGGUGUGGAGGAAACCCGUGAAGACGUUCACCGUGGAACUGACACACCGUCGACGAUGGAGUCAGUUGCAGCUGCUUCCUCCGACUCAGACGCACCUGACUCAGAUGCAGCCGCCGCACGUGAAGCUGGAACACCUGACCCCCCUGCAAUCCCAGAAUCCACUCAUCCCAUCCAGGACAGUCCUGAGCCUUCAGUCUCCGCUCCGUCCUCGCCGCAGUCCACAGAUGACACAGCUGAACCUGCUCAAAGUGACCGAUCUGCAACGCCUGACAACCCUGCUACCUCAGAUCAAACAUCAGAGGACGCUUGCUGCACCCAGCCCUCCUGCCCCUCGCCAUCACACCCACCGUGUCCCGACAGUCCCGUGAAAAUCAGCCUCGGGACACUGAACGAGGCGAUUAGUUACGACUCGACGGCACCUUCUGUAACGCAGCCGGCGGCUCAGCAGAGCACUGACAGAGCCGUCUACCUGACGGGACAAAUCAAAGACAGCUGGGAGGUGGAGAGGGCGAAAGAGGAGAAAGGGAGAGAGGCUGAAACAGGGGAGGAGACUGAACGGGGGGGAGAGGAUGAAGAGAAAGGCGGCGAGCUUGAGAGAAGAAGAGAAGAUGAGGAGGAAGCAGGGGAGGAGACUGAACAGGGAGGAGAGGAUGAAGAGAAAGGUGGCGAGCUUGAGAGAAGAAGAGAAGAUGAGGAGGAAGCAGGGGAGGAGACUGAACGGGGGGGAGAGGAUGAAGAGAAAGGCGGCGAGCUUGAGAGAAGACGAGAAGAUGAGGAGGAAGCAGAAGAGGAUGGAGAUCAAGCAGAGGAAGAGGAAAAGGAGGAACAAGUGGAAGAGGAGCUUCUUCAAAACCCUCAGCCAAUCGAAUCACAACCUGGAAGUUCUGAGCCGCCAUUGGACAGUGUGGCUCUCAUCAGAGACCUGGUGACUGAGAUCGUCGAGGUGGAGACGUUGGUCGGCCCGUGUGCCGACAGCAGCAGUACACCCUGACAGACUCGUUGCCAUGACAACUGCAGAUCUUAUUAAGCGGAACGAUAGGGAAGGCGGGAAGUGAGAAAGUCCAGAAGUAAGUAGGUUACACCUGUGCCUUUAUUACUGCAUCACGUUUAUACUACUGAAGAAGAAAAACAUGUUUCUAAAUAAAAUAAAAUCUGUGAUAAGAAUUUUUUUACUUUGCUGUAAACAUCUGCUGUUUGCUUCUCUGUUAACACUGAAAUGGAUUAAAUGACCCAAUAAAAUGUUAACACUUGACGACAUCAUGCCGCACA